Molecule: messenger RNA, 4065 nt
Organism: Cadophora gregata
Lineage: Eukaryota; Fungi; Ascomycota; Leotiomycetes; Helotiales; Ploettnerulaceae
Exons: 4
Coding region: 1-4065 (1354 amino acids)
Biological process (GO): protein ubiquitination; SCF complex assembly
Cellular component (GO): nucleus
Source: RefSeq, a predicted model, not a curated record
AUGUCGUCGAACCAAGUGAACCAGAACCCCACCUCGCAGACAGUUGCCCAACUGCUCCCCAAGCUCCACGAUGCCGACCCAGACUACCGGUUCAUGUCAUUGAACGAUCUCUGCCAAAUUCUUACUAUUGCGAAGCCGGAUUUCCUCCAUAAUGACUACAAUACUGCUGCUCGAGCUGUUGAUGGUAUUCUGAAGACUUUGGAUGACCAAAAUGGAGAGGUUCAGAAUUUGGCAAUCAAAUGUCUCGGUCCGCUCGUCACAAAGAUUCCUGCUAGUAUCCUGCCACCUCUAAUUGAGAAAUUAUCGCUCCUCAACACGGAGAACUCGGUCGACAAUUCCAUUCCCGCGAUGGCUCUUCGAACAGUUGUGACAACACUACCACGACCCGUGAGCGGUGUUGCGCCUACAAAGGAGGUUACUGAAUCCUAUCAGGCGCUCAGCAGAGUUCUGAUACCAAGACUCAUCGGACGUGUGGUUUUGAAACAAGCAUCAAAGAACAAUGUGAAGCUCCCCUCCGCACCAGCUGGCAUGUUGGACCUGGAAUCGAACAAAGAGAUAGAUGCAGAAGCAGUAGAUGUUCUGAUUGAAGUUGUUAGAUGUUACGGGCCUAUGUUACAACAACCCGAGGUGGAGGCUCUACAAGCUCUUCUAGUCGCUAUUCUGGAAGCUGAGAGAGCAAGCUCGGUAGUCAAAAAAAGAACUGUUGUUGCAGUGUCCAUAUUGGCAAUCUAUCUCACCGACGAUGGCUUGAGUGGCUUUAUAUCUCAGCUGAUUGAAAGUCUGCGAAAUCCACAUCUGACACUCGUUCAACGACGACUGUACAUCACAAUUCUUGGAUCUAUGGCCCGUUCUAUUUCAUCAAGAUUCGGCCCAUAUCUUAAAACUCUCGCUCCCUUUGUCUUGUCUGCUCUCAGCCAACAAGAGCUAGACGACCAAAAGGAGAACUCUGCUGAGGACGGGGAACCAGACCCGGAAACAGACGACGUCCGCGAAGCAGCACUGAUUGCGCUGGAUGGCUUCCUAUCUUCUUGCGGUGGAGAGAUGCGUACUUAUACCGAGGAAACAAUAUCCGCCCUUCUCCGUUUUCUCAAGUAUGACCCAAAUUACAAUGACGAUGACGACGAAGAAAUGGGUGGUACUCAGCCAGAUGAAGAUGAUAUGGACGAUUUCGAUGAUGACGAUGAUUUUGAAGCAGAAGCCGGAUUUGAUGACGAUGACGACGAUGCCAGCUGGAAAGUUCGACGAUGCGCCGCAAAGGCUCUCUAUACACUCAUAUCGACACGUGGAAGUGGUGAUCUGCUCGACGAUGGCACACUGUACUCACAGGUCGCGCCCAUUCUUGUGCAGAGAUUCACAGAGCGAGAAGAAAAUGUACGUCUCGAGGUCAUCUCUACACUUGCCUCACUAGUUCGCAAGACUGGAGAAGGAAUUCUGGUAUCUUUUGCUGUUGAUGAGGGUUCUGAUUAUGUCAACCACCCGCCACAAGGUCGAAAGCGUAGAAGAGAAAGCAGCACGACCAACUUCGACACCAAGGGUCUGCUUUCAAUGUCCGCUGGUCUUAUCUCGCCGACUAUCGAACCUGUUCCAGCGUCUGGACCUCGAGCUGACCUAGCUCGCUUGAGCCCCGUCCUGAUCAAGACAACGACCAAGCUACUCAAGGGAAAUUCAAUUCCAACGAAGCAAGCAUUGAUCAACCUGUUGGAUGAUGUGGUCUCUGUCCAGAACGGCGGCUUAUCCGAAUACUUCGGCCAAAUUGUGGAACCAUUGAUUGACGCAGUGAAGACCACAUCAGGUACAACAAGCUCUUCCACCAUGAUCAGCAGCGGUGGAGCUGCUUCGGCCACCGCCAAUACUUUACGAGUUGCGGCGCUCCACUUGAUUGGUGACAUUGCAUCAACACACUCUUCCAGUGUCUUGCAACCAUACCUUCCCAAGAUCAUACCCGGUGUCGUAUCAGCUGUGAAUGACAAAUACUACAAGAUUUCCAGCGAGGCUAUUGGUACUGUCGAGCAGCUUGUCAAGGCGCUUACGCCGCCCCGAUCAAGACUAGCACACCAGAAGUAUCAAUCAGAUCUCCAACAGCUUUACAAGGUCAUCGUCAGUCGCGUGUCUGCAAACGAUGCUGAUUUGGAGGUCCGUCAACGCGCGAUUCAAGCUCUCGGUAUUCUACUUGCACGCACUGCAAGCCCUGAAGGCUCAGCGCUUCUCUCUGCUUCUGAUCGGACUUCUGCACUUGACCUUCUGAACGAGAGACUGAAGAACGAAACCACUCGACUUGCCGCUGUGCACGCAAUUGACACUGUUGCUGCUUUGACUAGCAGCAAGGAUCAAUUACAGCCAAAAUGGAUUAGAGAGGUUUCACUGGAGCUCUCCGCUCAGCUUCGAAAGGCUAAUCGGUCUCUACGAGGUGCCAGUCUUGCGGCUCUGAAGAACUUGGUAGUUGCACCAGCCAGUCGGAGUGCACUGGAUGCACCCACAAUUCAAGGUCUCGUCAGCGCUCUAUUACCGCUUCUUACAACCUCGGAUCUUCAUCUUCUUGGUCCAGCGCUCCUUGUUCUAUCGGCGUUAGUCGCCGAUAGCCCAGAUCUUGUUGUCACGGAUCAACUUAAUGCUGGUCUUUGCGAGCUACUAACUGCGCCAUUAGGUGGAGCUGUUCUUGAGGCUGUCCUCACCUUAGUCACGAACAUCGGUCAAAAGGGCGCUGGCGAGAAGCUCAUGGCUGGACUCCUGCAGAAUGUAAGCAUCAACGGAGACCCAGCUGUUGUUGGAAAGGUCAUCGGUACUCUUCUGGUCUAUGGUGGCCCUUCUGUUGGUGUCAAAAUCGACAACUUCUUGCAAGAAGUCGUGAAUCCAGAGUCUGAUGACGCUCGGAGAUGCCUUGCACUUGCCGUCCUCGGUGAAGCUGGGUUGCGAAUGGGUGCAAAGUCUCCACUUCAGCCAUCGACUUUCACAGGACAGUUCAAAUCCACAUCUGAUAAGGUUCCACUUGCAGCUGCGGUUGCUCUAGGACGUGCAGGUGCAGGGAACACUGCGAUCUACUUGCCGGAGAUAUUGGCGAUAAUGGAUAAGGGUGGAAAUGCUCAGUAUCUACUUCUGCACUCUAUCAAGGAGAUUCUCCAGCAAGCCAGCCAAAACUCGCUCGAUAUCAGCAGCUACACAAAGGCAAUCUGGGGUCGCCUAUUGAAGGCAUCUCAAUCCGAGGACAACAAGGCUGUUGGAGCAGAGUGCAUUGGAAGAGUAGCUAUCAUCGAUCCAAAAACAUAUAUGCCGGAACUGAAGGCAUACCUAGGCAAUUCCUCCCAAGCAGUCCGAGCAAUGGCUAUUCAAGCUAUUCGAUACACACUGGCCGAGAACGAUGAGAUAUUCGAUAACGUCCUGCACUCAGUCCUGAUCGAGAUGCUUAUUGUCAUGCUUCGUGAUACAGAACUUGAGAACCGCCGACUUGCUCUUACGACACUCAACUCUGCAGCUCACAACAAGCCUGACUUAAUAAUUCCAAACCUCGGUGUUCUUAUGCCGCUUGUUAUGCACGAGUCAAACAUCAACACUGCUUUGAUCCGAGAAGUUAACAUGGGUCCCUUCAAGCACAAGAUUGAUGACGGCCUCGAGGUCCGAAAGAGUGCUUACGAGACCCUCUAUUCUCUCAUGGAAACCGCAUUCUCCCGUCUCAACAUCGUAGACUUCUACGACCGCAUCAUCGCUGGCCUCCAAGACGAGCACGAUAUCCGCUCCCUCUGCAACCUUAUGCUCACCAAACUCAUCGUCCUCGACCCUGAUGAGACAGCCCGUCGCCUCGACGCCAUCGCCACCUGCUACCGUCAAAUCAUCUCCAUUAAGCUUAAAGAUAAUGCAGUCAAGCAGGAGCUCGAGAAGCAGGAAGAGGCCGUCAAGAGCUGCUUACGUGUCUCGCUCUUGCUUCAUGCUUCUGUCCCUGGUGCAAGCAGUGUUGGCGGCCCACAAUCUGGUCAUCAUCAAAUUUGGCACACUUAUUGGGAGUGGAUCGAGAAGGAUUAUGAGAACUCGCUGAAGGCUUUACGACAAGAGGGUAAGGAGUCCUCGUAUUGA